ACCUUCAUCCGUCUGGUAUGCCAAGCAGGCAAAUCUGCGGCGAUAGACUCUCAGCCCUUCUUCAGCUCUCCUGUCCUUCCCCGGCCUCGCCUUCGUCCCUUGCAAUCUUGAAGUAAAUGGUAUCAAACUCUAGACGUUCGGCGAUGUAUCGCAAGUCCUCGGGCUGGCGUCAGCGAUCCACAGCCAGCGGGAUCCGUCGUCGAAGCGAAAUUAGUUUGUGCAAGGUGUUGCAAGUCUCUUUCCGAGGAACGAAGUCCAGAGAGAUGGAUCCCAGUUCUAUGCUCGUCAUCCUUCCCGCAAGUGACAACCUCAAGGUCUGGUUCAAGGUCGCGGAGGUCAUCGCCCGCAUCAUGGAACCAGAGUGCGACGAGAUGGAGGUACACACCGUAUUGCGGAUCGAGCUCUCCGCGUUCCGCUCGGCGUUCAAAUUCCAAAAUGACAUCAGGGAGCGUAUCGAGCCCAAGGACGAGGAGGGGACGAGCGGAGGGAGCUGGGUUGCGUUGCCAACGAAAGGAGGGAGCGGGUUUCCUGCUGGUACGCAGGCAAGAACGGUGGUAGAGGAACGAAGGGCCCUUGGAACGCAGAAGGAGGGCACCCGAGGAUCAGCGAGCCCACGCAACGCAAAGAGCCGGCUUUGCGAUCACAGCUGUCAGUUUUCUCCCCUGUUUGCUUUCGCUGACGUCCACCCGGUCCGCGCCAAGCCAUCCGAGCAGGUACUCCGGGACUCGCUUUACGUCGACAGGCUGUCCGGUGAACGGGUGGAUGGGCUGGGUGGAGGCACCUCACGGGGUUGAAGGCCGGAGGUCGUAGGCCUUCGGUGUCUACGACGACGAUUUGGCUCACCUCUUGCAUUCUCCUCUGCCCACAAAAAUUAUCUUGCCCAUGUGACUAAUUAUAUUCACAUUUCCUCGCCAUUGUUCAUAUUCUUCCCUCGCCCUACUUUCAUCUCGACGUACGCUUCUACUCUUCCGCUUCGGCCCUCACUGUCUUCAUCGUCUACUCUGACGUCACCCAUGUUUACUUCCUCCUUACUACCCACGACAUUCGUCGACUUCCAUUUUGUCUUCAAUGUCAUUACCUUCUUCUCUUGCC
Messenger RNA from Coniophora puteana RWD-64-598 SS2, 1092 nucleotides. RefSeq lists its product as uncharacterized. The transcript is spliced from 4 exons. The record is from RefSeq and is a predicted model, not a curated record. Bases 117 to 794 code for a protein of 225 amino acids. Lineage: Eukaryota; Fungi; Basidiomycota; Agaricomycetes; Boletales; Coniophoraceae.